Molecule: messenger RNA, 1905 nt
Organism: Penicillium digitatum Pd1
Lineage: Eukaryota; Fungi; Ascomycota; Eurotiomycetes; Eurotiales; Aspergillaceae
Source: RefSeq, a predicted model, not a curated record
AUGCCUCGACCUCGCCGAAUAUUCUUCGCUAUAUUUGUGCUUGUUCUCGUCUACGAGUUCUUCAAGCACAUGCCAACGGACCUGCCACCCGCCGCGGAUCGGUUUGACCCUACGAUUGCGAGGCUACGAGAAGAAACCAUUACCAGAUUGGGUGGCUCAGUUAAGCCACAUUCAUUUCCCAAGCCAGACGCUAUGCUGUCGGACAAUUUACCACCAGCCAAGGUGCUAGAGUCGAAUCGAAAGGUUGAAACCUACGAUGGGAUGAUCAAGUUCUACGAGUUGGCCCAAUCUCUUCCUCCUUAUAAGUAUUCGCAGAUGGCCUCCAGCCGUGCAGUUUUGUUUGCAGCGUCAAGUCUCCACAGUGUGUCUGAUCUCUUGCCUCUCGCAUGUCGGAUGGCUAGUCAGCAGCUGAACUAUGUGCAUUUCACCCUGAUGGGAAAGGAGGAAAUUUCAAUUGAAGGAGUGAAGGAAGUUAAUGGAAUCAGAGAAAACGAAUGCCCGAUGACAUGGCACGAUGCUCGGCCGGACUAUGCACCCAUAUCUACCGAUGACCGUAUGAAGCGGUCCGUGAUAGGAGGAUUGCAAAACAUCCAAACCUAUAUCAGCCCCGAAGUUACCAUCACACAAGGUCAGAGGUGGGAGGAUAUCUUUUUCUGGGACGGGAUCGAGGCCUACUCUCGAGAAAAUGGUAUCCCUCACGUUGCUCUCUCUGCUGCUUCCAGAGAUCUUAUGUGGAUAGCGUCACUGGAUAGCAAAUCUCUUCGAUCGUGGAAUAAGAUCCAAAUCGAAAUGGUGGUGCAUGCCCCCUCGGAGUCCUCUGGGUCUUUGAUCAGGCUUAUAAAGUCAUUGGAUGCAGCCGACUUCUUAGGAUCGGCUCCAAGCUUGACAAUAGAGCUCCCUCAGCGGGUAGAUCCUCAGUUGCUUCAAUUUCUACAGCGUUUGGGCGGGUUGAACCAGCUUUCUGGCCGAAUCACUAUUCGGCGGCGCAUUCAACCGCAUGACAUGAAUACAGUUGAAUCAUCGAUUCGAACUGUGGAGUCUUUCUAUCCACGGGACCCUGAGGUGACACAUCUGCUUCUGCUAUCUCCACAGACCGAACUCGCACCCUCAUUCUAUCACUACCUGAAGUUUGCUGUACUGAACUACAAACAGUCUUCCCGAGCAAAGCGCGUAUUUUCCAAUAUGAUCGGCAUCUCACUUGAACUUCCAUCAUCCAAGCCCACGACGGAUAGCCAAUCUUUCACCCCACCGCCCAUGACCGUUGAAGGCAAAGAACAGUUUCUCCCUUCAUUCCUCUGGCAGUCCCCUAACAGUAACGCAGCUUUGUACUUCGGUGAUGCGUGGGCGGAGUUCCAUUCCUUCAUGGCUCAACGGCUGUCGACUCUGCAAUCGGAGAACUCUCAAACUAAGAUAUUAUCGGAGAGGUUCCCGGCUUUUAUGGAACACAUGCUCGAGAUGAUCCGCGCCAAAGGAUACUAUCUCCUAUACCCGUCCUUCCCAGGUAUUAAAUUCUCUUCAAUUGCCACAGUGCACACCGAGCUAUAUCAGCCCCCAGAAGAAUUCGGAAACAGUAACCCCUCAACCUCGGUUGAAGAAGCUACUCAAGUCUCUCGUGAUCCUACUCAACCGCUUGCCGGUGGGAUUUCCACCGGCUUGGGGUCUGUUGGAAGACCGCUGAACCGCGCAUCAACUAUCAUGCCACUUCUUGACUUGUUCUCUUCGGGUCUUCCCGAUCUUGAUGAUUUGCCUUUGCUUUCAUACGAUGGAGAGGGAUUAACGGCUGAGGCAUACACCAAACAGACGGAACAAUACGCCAGACAGUUUCGAACUCAUUUUGGAGGAUGUGCCAGGGAUGGCGAGAUUGUUGAGACCUCAACAGACCCAUUAUUUUGCAUUCAAGUAUGA